Messenger RNA from Thalassophryne amazonica, 512 nucleotides. RefSeq names its product guanine nucleotide binding protein (G protein), gamma transducing activity polypeptide 2b (gene gngt2b). The transcript has 3 exons. NCBI's taxonomy places the organism in Eukaryota, Metazoa, Chordata, Actinopteri, Batrachoidiformes, Batrachoididae. The record is from RefSeq and is a predicted model, not a curated record. The coding region runs from base 123 to 335 and encodes 70 amino acids. Gene Ontology annotation, molecular function: G-protein beta-subunit binding. Gene Ontology annotation, cellular component: heterotrimeric G-protein complex. Gene Ontology annotation, biological process: G protein-coupled receptor signaling pathway.
CGGGGCGACAUGGACCGGUCAGUGUAAAGAAGUCACCCAACUAGACAAAUAAAAACAGCUUAUGAACUCAGGAGUUGGAACUUUUCUCUGAUUGUUGGGGAUCCCGCCAUUCAUAAGCCAGGAUGGCUCGGGAUAUGUCGGACAAGGACAUCUUAAAAAUGGAGCUUGAACAGUUAAAGAAGGAAGUGAACACACCACGAACACCAGUUGGAGCAAACUGUGCAGACACCAUUGCCUUUGUGGAGGGUCUGGCACCCAACGAUCCGCUGAUUAAAGGUGUUCCAGAUGAAAAGAACCCCUAUAAGGGAGACAAGGGAGGCUGCAUAGUAACAUAACACAUAGCAAAAAGUCAAGCUUUUUUAUUUUAAAGUGAGCAGGUCAAGUUUCUGUCAUAUUCUUGUGGAACUGCUGUUUAAGAAACAUAGCAAAACAGUUAAAUUUGUGUUGUAUUUUUUUGCUACAGGCACUGUUCUGUUACUGCAUUUGUUGUGAGAAUCCCUCCAAACUCAUGA